Messenger RNA from Notechis scutatus (mainland tiger snake), 2759 nucleotides. RefSeq names its product gem nuclear organelle associated protein 6 (gene GEMIN6). Gene Ontology annotation, biological process: spliceosomal complex assembly; spliceosomal snRNP assembly. The record is from RefSeq and is a predicted model, not a curated record. Gene Ontology annotation, cellular component: nucleus; SMN complex. NCBI's taxonomy places the organism in Eukaryota, Metazoa, Chordata, Lepidosauria, Squamata, Elapidae.
GGCCCUGAACGCAGUGCCUUCUGGGUCCCAGAAAGGACGGCUGGGCUGGAGCGAGGUGGCUUCGCGCUAUCUUUAAAGGCCUUUCUGAUUGAGUGGUGGCUGCCGAAGCUGAAUAUCCGGAUUGUAAUUUAUUUUCGAGGAUGUAUAUGAGUGCUGCCUCUACUUAAAUGACAAGAACAACUGCAAUCUUGCAGUCCAGCUUUUUUUUUUUUUUAAUCAGCGCGCUGUAUUUUUAUGGAGUUGACUAUGCCGUAAGAACCGCGAGGGAUUAUUAAACGGUUCAGUAAAAAGAAAAUAUGACUGAAUGGCAGAGGAAAACUCCUUUGGAAUGGCAGGCUUUUGUGGAUAAAGAAGUCAAAGUACUGGCUGCUGAGAAACACCAAUACAAAGGAUGGGUUUUAACAGUUGACCCAGUUUCUGCCAACAUUCUUCUGGCAAAUCCCCUUGAGAAUGGAAGAGUGUCUGUUGUAGUUGUUUUAGGACAUGCUGUGCAGAAUAUUGAAAUAGUGACUGAAAAAGAUGAUGAAAUCAAAGAAAAACUUGCACAUCUCUUUAUGGCUGGAAAAAGUCAAACUUAUAAUCAAGAAGAGCUGGACAGAAAGAAAAACUCCUUGAAGAGUUGGCUGGAGAAAAACCACAUCCCUGUAAAAGAACAGGGAGAAUCACAACCAACGCUGUGUGUGGCAGGUGUAUUAACCAUUGAUCCCCCAUAUGGACCAGAAAAUUGCAAUAGCUCUAAUGAAAUAAUUUUGUGUAGAGUUCAAGGAUUGAUUCAAAACUAUCUUGUGCUUCAGCAGUGAGGCAUAUAGAUUUCAUUACACUUAAAACACUUUCCAGCUUAAUAAAAAGUAGGAAUGCUUAAUGGUUAAUGCUCAGCCAUUGUUUCCAAAUGUUGUUUUGUUUUGUAUUGUAUACAAAUAGCAAUUGUAGUUGUGAUAAUUAUAUUUUAUAUAAAAAUAAUUUGACUUUUUUUCUCACCAAAUUCCUGCAAAGUUGAUUUUAUAUAAAAUAAAGUUAAAAAUAAAGUCAUUCUUAUUCUUUCCAGUCUCUUAAUUUGAAACCAAAAUAUUAACAUUUCUGAAGAACAUGGGACAGUAGUAUAAGCAAUAUUUUGGACAGUUCCUCCUAUGAAUAUGCAGCCUGUUUCCCAAUUGAAAGUACUGUAUAGUAAAUUUUAGAAGUCCAUUUUCUGUACAUACCCAAGUCCUUUUAAAAUAUUGAAAAUGGGCAUUUUCCUAUGUAAGACUUUUUCAGAUGCAAUAUAGCAAUAUUUUCCUUGACUUUAUUAUCUACUAUCACAAAACCACUUAUGUGCACAUGUAUGUUCCUUUGACUGGUCAGACCAUUGAUAGAAAUCUAAAACAUGUUUUGGUCACAUCUGUUGGGAUUUGUAGUUCAGCAUGGCAUCAUGUUGAAAAAGGCUGAGUAGACAAUUGUCUUUCCAAAUGUGGCAUUUGGGAAUGAUUUUAUAUGUGAAGACCCAAUGCUCACUAUCUACAAAGUCCUUGAUCAUUCAUGAAACUUACUGGUCACUACAUUUUCAAAUAAUUGUCACCUAUUGAAAUGACACUAACUGAAGCCAUAAAAGUUUCUUGUUUCUUGCUUAGUGGGGAGGGAGCUUUGUGGAAUGUAGAAUGUUUCCUUUCAGAGUGCCAGACAUAACACUGAUGAAGCUCCUAAGAGCUGAAGCUGACCCAGAGUAUCCAGGCAGGAGGGGAGUACUAAGAGGCUCAUCACCUGCUUGGUUGGCUAACAUGAUCUGGGACACAAGGGGGUGGCCAGUAUCUUUUAAUAAUGCCAAAGCAUAGGAACCAUUCAGAGUUGGCUUGACUUUGAACGUGCCUAUAUGAUGUACCCAAUAAACAAGAUAUUUGAAAAAGCAAGAGCCUCUGAGUCUUGAACUAAUUGGUAGCAUAACUUGGAACCAUGACAGUAAUAAGUAGUUGAGGUGAAAUACUGUAAAAAUAUAAAUUCAGUAUUAAUAGGCAUCCUAAAUAUUUAUUUUUAAACUCUGAGAAAUUCAUAAGGAACUUUAUUGACGUAUUUCCAAAAUGUUGUUUGACUGAAAUUCAUAAGAUUUUCCUUAUUCUGACAGAAGUCUGCAAAAACUUUGGGCUUUGUUAAUAAGGUGCCAGAUGAAAUUCGUAAGUCAAUCAGUUGAUUAUAAAAUAAGUUUUCUCAUACUUAAGUUUGUCAAUCACUUUUCUGUCCUGGAUAGAAUCAAGCUCAAAAAAUCAGGAGGUAGCUGUUUCCCAAUGUUUACUUUCAUCAUCAAUUUUGCAAAACUUCCCUCCCUCUUACUAUAUCCACAAAUCAAACCACAAUGCUUUGAGCAGUUUCAAACAGACUAUAGUUUUCUUAAAAGGAAUGACAGCUAUUAGUUUUGAGAAUGCCUUUAUUUAUUACAAUAUUUAUAUAAAGUAUAUAGCCUACAUCAGGCUCCAAAACUAUAUUAUUUGAGAAUAAUGAGUAAUACAGCUUAGGCCAAUUUUAUGCUAAAAUUAUUCCAUAAUUUGUAUUGCUAUAUUUGAAUUCUAGCAGCCAACACUGAUUAUUUGACUAAAUGAAAAUAGAUGUACAUUUACUGAAAUUGGACAGGAAUCAUUUUUGGAUGCAGAGCAAUGUAGAAACCAUGAUUAUGGUAUGUUUCAUGCACUGCCUUUUUGGGAAGGGGAAGAACAAAUUAACAUCCUGCCAGAUUAUCAUAGACUAUUGGACACAAAAAGGGAAUGGUGAAUCAUUAAACAUCAAAUGUAUGU